AUGGCGCGGACAUACACCUGGUACAAUCUGCGCAUCAUCCUCGUCCUGACCUUGGGGAGUUUGACGUUUGGGUAUGGCUUCUCGGUCAUCUCCAAUACCAUCGGACAACCGGGCUUCAUUCAGAAGUUCAACCUGCAAGCGAACUCAGACUACACUAACGCGAUAACCGGUACCAUCAAUGGGCUCUAUUGCGCGGGUGCGCUUUUCGGUGCGCUUCAUGUGGGCUGGAUGUGCGAGGCCCGUGGCAGGAAGGAGACCAUGUAUCUGGCGUCGGCGGUCAACGUCGUUGGGGGAGCCCUCGAAACUGGCUCUGUCAACAUGGCCAUGUUUUUGGUUUCCCGGUUCAUCUCAGGCUGGGGAAUUGGCAUGAUGGUUGUCCUGAUACCAAUCUAUCAAGCCGAAAUCUCGCCUCCGAAUGCUCGUGGCUUCUUGGUGGGCCAGCACGGCACGUGGAUUGUGAUGGGUUAUAGUCUAGCAGGGUGGGUUGGAGCUGGGACAUAUUAUUCUUCAAACUUGUCCUUCCAAUGGCGAUUCCCGAUUGCCCUGUCAAUCAUCCCGCCGUUGGCGUUGGCCUUGUGUGCUCCAUGGAUUCCGGAAUCUCCACGCUGGUUGCUGACCAGGGAUCGCCGCGACGAGGCAUGGCAGAUUGUCAACCGUCUGCACGGAGGCAGUGCCCAGGACGAAGGAAGUCUCCAAUACGCACGUGAAGAAUUCUACCAAAUGUCUCAACAGGUCCAAGUCGACACAGCGGCAUGGAGAGAAGGCGGCGGAUGGGGCGGCAUGCUCAAGAACAAGUCCUACCAGAAGCGGUUUUGGAUGGGCUUCUUCAUCCAGUAUGCCGCUCAAUCAACAGGGGCGCAGGUUAUCUAUGUCUACAUCGUGUCCUUGUACCAGAAUCUCGGCCUCACAGGCGGAGUUCCGCUGAUCCUGGGGGCGGCGUAUGUUACCGUCGCGACAAUAUCCAACUUUGUGGGCGCCCUGCUGCUUGACAAAGUAGGACGGAAACCACUGUUGCUCGCCGGACUCACCGGGUGCAUGCUUUCGGUAUGCCUGGAGACCGCCAUGAUCGCCAGAUAUGCGGGCACGACGAACAAUGCCGGACUUUCGAUGGGCGUCUUCUUCUCAUUCUGCUUCAUCACAUUUUACGGCGGCGGCAUCGAUGUGGUUGGCUACGUGUAUUGCUCGGAGAUCUUUCCGACCACCAUCCGAUCGCAAGGCGUAGCCUGGUCGCUUGCAGGAACGUUCCUAUCAACGUUAGUGUACGUUGAAGCCGCACCGACCGCUCUGGCAAACAUCAAGUGGAAGUACUACAUCAUUUUCGUGUGCUUGACGUUUGUCAACAUUGUGGUUUUCUACUUCUGGUGUCCCGAGACCAAAGGCAAGUCGCUGGAGGAGAUCAACGCCCUGUUUGGCGACGAGGUGGUGGUGCAUUUUGCGGACGCGACAGAAAAGCAACGGCACGAAUUGACGGCCAAGGUCUUGGCCGAGGAUGAAAAGGGCGACUUUGUCAGGCACGCCGAAAGCCCCAACGUCAGUACAGUGACAGCUCAGGCAAAGGUCUAA
Messenger RNA from Cladophialophora yegresii CBS 114405, 1563 nucleotides. RefSeq lists its product as uncharacterized. Gene Ontology annotation, biological process: transmembrane transport; carbohydrate transport. The transcript has 9 exons. The record is from RefSeq and is a predicted model, not a curated record. The coding region runs from base 1 to 1563 and encodes 520 amino acids. Gene Ontology annotation, cellular component: membrane. Gene Ontology annotation, molecular function: carbohydrate:proton symporter activity. Lineage: Eukaryota; Fungi; Ascomycota; Eurotiomycetes; Chaetothyriales; Herpotrichiellaceae.